UACAAAACAAACAGAACUAGCUCCUUGUUCGCCCCGCACGUUUGUAUCAACACAGCAAACGGGUGGAGAUGGCUGAAAGUCGAAAGGGAAGUGUAAUGUCGGACAGACCCAGUGUAACUGGAAGCAAUAGGAUGGCCAGGAAAGGCAGUGUGGCGGAGAAGCCGAUAGAUUUGGACGACCUGCUCAUCAACGAGCUCGGCCAGUUCGGCAGGUUCCAAGUGCGCAUGAUCAUGCUGAUCUCGGUGCCGAUGAUCAUGUCGGCGUUCAUGAGCGAAUAUAUCUUUUCGGCUGCGGCUAUACCGCACAGAUGCAUGAUCCCAGAAUGCGGUGAAACGUCUGAAAAUGCUGUAUUCGAACCAGAUUGGCUCUCUAAUGCGAUGCCCAAUAACACUAGAUGCGAACGCUUCGAGUCCUCGCAAAUUGGAAACGGAUCCUUGGACUACUGCCCUGCUUAUUUGUUUGAACAAUCCAGAACACUCGAAUGUGAGAGCUUUGUUUACGAGAAAGACAACUCUGUCGUGUAUGAUUUCAAUUUGGGCUGCAAAGACAACUUAAGAGUAUUAGCUGGUACUCUAAACAGCGUUGGCACACUAUUAGUCCUCCCCAUCAUAGGCUUCAUUUCGGACCGCUGGGGACGAAGACUGGCGCUUACUCUCAGUGUCUUCAACUUGGCUCUGGUUGGUCUUAUCCGUGCCUUCUCCGUCAACUACCCCAUGUAUCUUGUUCUUCAGCUCUUGCAGACCACAGUUGGCGCCGGAACUUAUAGCUCUGCCUAUAUAUUUGCAACUGAACUUGUCGGCCCGAAGUAUCGCGUAGUGACAAGUGCAACUUGUGCCUCUAUGUUUGCUAUCGGACAAGUGGUGCUAGGACUUGUGGCCUGGUUAGUACAACCGUGGCGGUACAUGAUCAUGACUCUUCAUAUCCCGUGCUUCCUGAUUAUCUCCUACUACUGGCUCCUCUCCGAGAGCGUAAGGUGGCUCCUCUCAAAAAAGAAAUACGAUGAAGCAAAAGAAGUAUUAGAAAAAGUAGCGAGAGUCAAUAAAAAACAGAUCAGUGAGAAAUCUAUGCAUUCGUUAAUGAAUCCACCACCACCGCCACCAGUUACUGAGGGCAACGAUUAUGGUUUAAUUAAAACCAUCAUCAAAUCCCGGGUUCUGCUUCGCCGCGUGUGCACUACGCCCAUCUGGUGGAUCACAACCACGUUCGUGUAUUACGGACUGUCAAUCAACUCCACCGCUCUCGUUGGCACCAAUAUGUACCUCAACUUCAUACUGACGUGCGCCAUCGAGAUCCCCGGCUUCUUCACGGCCGUCCUCAUUUUGGACAGAGUCGGUAGGAAAAUCACACUGUCCAGUGGUUUCUUUCUGAGCGCAGCCUUCAAUAUCGCUUUCGUAUUUGUUUCCAGUGACCUGACCACGGUGAGGCUAGUGCUAUUCCUGCUGGGCAAGUUCGGCAUCUCGAUAGUGUUCACGUCGCUGUACCUCUUCACCUCGGAGCUGUACCCCACGCAGUAUCGGCACACGCUGCUAGCCUUCUCCUCCAUGAUAGGCAGGCUCGGGUCUAUCACCGCACCGCUCACUCCCCUAUUAGCGGAUAAUUACUGGCACGGGAUCCCAAACCUGAUGUUCGGCGGGAUGGGCCUGAUCUCCGGGUGCCUGGUGCUCACGCAGCCCGAGACCCUCGGCACCAAGAUGCCGGACACUCUGGAGGAGGCGGAGGCGAUCGGCAAACCAAAGUCCAAGCGGCAGACGUCUACCUGACAUCCAACUUCUGAUUAGCAUUAUUACUCGUAUAUUCCUGUCUACAUUCGUUGUAAAUAUUAGUUUAGGUGUAUUAAAAACGUUUAUUUGUUUA
Molecule: messenger RNA, 1854 nt
Organism: Galleria mellonella (greater wax moth)
Lineage: Eukaryota; Metazoa; Arthropoda; Insecta; Lepidoptera; Pyralidae
Product: organic cation transporter protein-like
Exons: 7
Coding region: 69-1760 (563 amino acids)
Biological process (GO): transmembrane transport
Cellular component (GO): membrane
Molecular function (GO): transmembrane transporter activity
Source: RefSeq, a predicted model, not a curated record